AUGGGACGCACCGCCUCAGGCAAGAACUUGAAAAUCAGAAAGUAUCCUACAUUUGAGCGCAAGGAAGACGAAAGGCUGUAUAGGAAACAGCAUCUUGCGGCUGCGUAUCGCGUGUUUGCGGAGCGUGGGUUCGACGAGGGCGUUGCGGGGCAUAUCAGUGUUAGAGAUCCGGUUUGGGAGGAUCAUUUCUGGCUUAACCCCCUCUCAACGCACUUCUCCCAGAUCCGCGUUUCAGACCUCAUCCUGGUCAACGAGGAGGGCACCGUCGUGCAGGGCGAUCAGCCCAUCAACGCGGCAGCGUUCGCCAUCCACAGCGCUCUUCACAAGCGAAGGCCCGAUGUACAUGCAGCAUGCCACGCGCAUUCCGUCCACGGAAAAGCAUGGAGUGUUUUCGGCAAAGAGCUAGAUAUGAUCACGCAGGACAGCAUUAGAUUUUACAAGAGCCACGGAGUGUACAAGCAGUUCGGUGGCGUGGUGCUAGCUAGUGAAGAAGGCGAGAGGAUUGCAGAUGCGCUCGGCGCCGGCAAAGCCGCCAUCCUCCAAAAUCACGGCAUUCUGACCGUCGGUCAAACUGUCGACGAAGCGGCCUUCUGGUUCCUGUCGCUCGACAAAACGUGCCAGACGCAGCUGCUCGUGGAUGCAGCUGCCAAUGGAAGCGGGCUAGAGAAGAAGAUCAUUCCAGAUAGAGAAGCAGAAGAGACUUACAGGAAUGUAGGAACGCCGGAGAAGGGGUGGUUGGCGUUUCAGGGGUACUAUGAUGAGAUAUUGGCGAAGACGGGGGGUGACUUUUUGCGGUGA
Messenger RNA from Didymosphaeria variabile, 798 nucleotides. RefSeq lists its product as uncharacterized. The record is from RefSeq and is a predicted model, not a curated record. Lineage: Eukaryota; Fungi; Ascomycota; Dothideomycetes; Pleosporales; Didymosphaeriaceae. Gene Ontology annotation, cellular component: cytoskeleton. Bases 1 to 798 code for a protein of 265 amino acids. Gene Ontology annotation, molecular function: actin filament binding. The transcript has 4 exons.